GCGGGGCUUGUUCGGCCAGGCAGAGCCUCGAGCACCUGCGGAGGUCCGGUGAAGAGGAGGAAGAGGAAGAAGAGGAGAGACUAAAUAAACUCGAACACCAACUCAGUGUAAACAUGAGGAUAUAUUUGACAGCCUCUUUAAUUUUAGCCCUGGGAUUAAUUCAUCCGGUUAAUCUGUCGUUUUCUGCCCUUCCUGAAGACCUGGAGGGAUCCGGAUAUGACCUGGACACUUAUGGUUCCGGUUCAGGGGACUGGUCAGAACAAGGUGAGAUGAAAAACAACAAGGAGGAGGAGGAGGGUCACUCCAACAGCCAAGAUGUCAGAAUUCUUGCAGCAAAAGGCGGAGGUGGAACCCAGAAUACUUUCCAUGGUUCUUCAGUCCCGAGGUUUGACAAUACGCACGGGCCUGCAGAAGACAGCAGAUCAGGGUUUGUUGUCUUGGCAAACAGCAAGCAGUUCUUGGAGAGUAAAGACGUCUUAGCCGGUGUUAUUGCUGGAGCAGUAAUAGGGGUGACGCUCGCGGUCGCACUGGCAGCGAUAUUAAUCUACAAAUGGCAUAAGGAAGAUGAUGGAGGAUACAUCCUGGGCGAGCAGAGUGACGAAGAUUAUCACAAACCCAACAGAGAAGAAGUGGUUGUUUAACCGAACACACUUGUACUUGUACUCAAUGAUGUUUGUUUUCUAAACUGGUGUUUAACUGGGGAAUAUUUGAUUGAUAAUUUAUUUAUGUUUAUCAUAAAAGAAAUGAAGGAUUGUCUAUUCCGUUGCCUCUCUUUUACAAAGCCUUACAAAGUUUGGGCUCAUGCCUAUUUAGACCUCUUCUCAGGACAGUGUGAGUGUGUACAGAAGAUGCUUCAUGUCACAGAAGGAGAAGCACAGGUGUACAUAAUACGUUGAGCAAUGGCUGGAUACAAUUUGGCUGCUUCAGUUUCAGAGUGCUGAUGUCGUCCAUGCUCGCUCACUGUCACAUUGUCGUGGCUUCCUGGGACCUUUGAGUAGAACAGAGAAAAUUAAAAUUAUUUGAUCCACUUUGUUAAUGUGAUUCCCCAAUUACAGUUAAAUAAACCACGUGAUCUGAGAUAUGAAUAAAGAAUCUGAUGGAAACUCAUUCCAGGGCGUAUAUUAAAUAUAAAUGACAAUUAUUAGGUAAUUAUAGUCAGCUGCUACAAUGUAACACAUUUUCUUGUCUUGAUAUGUGUCAUGAAAUGAUAUUUGCUAUUUUUGUAUGCUGUAAUUGUUAAUAAAUUAGCUUUAUUACCAUUUUAAA
Dicentrarchus labrax (European seabass) is the source of this 1266-nucleotide messenger RNA. RefSeq lists its product as uncharacterized. Gene Ontology annotation, biological process: cell migration. Lineage: Eukaryota; Metazoa; Chordata; Actinopteri; Moronidae. Gene Ontology annotation, cellular component: cell surface; membrane. The transcript has 5 exons. The coding region runs from base 114 to 641 and encodes 175 amino acids. The record is from RefSeq and is a predicted model, not a curated record.